UGAUCACGUGUCACUGAAGAUCCGCCGGAGUUGGAGAAAAGUUGCAGAAACUCGAAGGGGCUCCAGAAGAAGCGCAAAUAAACAGCCAGAAAACGACUGAAAGCGGCGGUUCGCACUCACCCACCUUCCCCAAUGGAUUCAAUGGCCCAGAAAGUGUUAUCUUCCGGGUUCAGUCUUGACUUUGGACCUUUAAAAGAACCUCUAGCCUUCAUACGUGUUCUUGAAUGGGUGUUCUCCAUAUUUGCAUUUGCCACAACUGGAGGCUACAGUGGCACGACCGGCGUCAAUGUCCAGUGUGAAGGCAAGGAAAACACGGAAAUAUUAGCGAACUUCAGCUAUCCGUUUAGGUUGGCAAAACAUUCUUACCAAGUGCCCAACUGUAAGGUCAAUGAUACUUCUGAAACUACCUACUACCUGACUGGAGACCAUGCCUCCUCUGCGGAGUUCUUCGUGUGUAUUGGAGUGUUCUGCUUCCUGUACAGCACCGCUAUGCUUGUCCUGUAUUUGGGCUACCAGCAUGUUUACAGGUCCAGCCGCGCCCCACUCGUGGAUCUGCUGCUGACUGCAGUUCUGGCCUUCCUGUGGCUGACCUCUGCCUCUGCCUGGGCCAAAGGUCUGACUGAUGUGAAGACGGCCACCAGCCCUGCAUUCAUCAUCACCAUACUGGAAGUUUGCAAAGACCCCAAAAACGCAUGCACUGCCGGAGUUCUGCCUCACAUGGGACGACUCAAUGCAUCAGCUAUUUUUGGCUUCCUGAACCUUAUCUUGUGGGGGGGAAACUGUUGGUUCAUUUACAAGGAGACACCUUUCCACAAAGAAGCCAAUCAGCCCGCUGAUGUGGAGGCAGGAAGCAGGCCAUCCUAACUCUUUAAUUAGAAGGUGUAACUGUUAUUGAGUUAUUGAGUGUUUGCUAUCAAGUUUGAAAGCGAAAUUGUUCCGUUAACAUGUUCAGACUGAUUGCUUUCGCUAUCUGUCGGAUUUCUUAGUAUUUUGUUUUGUUGCAUUUCAAAAAUAGCAAAGGAAGAUCUAAUUUAGAUUUACAAGCAAGAAAAAUUAUAUUUGGUUCCCGCUGGUCUUUGAGAACCUGGAAUUUUAGGGAGCUGUGGGUCCUGCUAAUUUCAUAUAUUUAGUCUAUUUAAGUGAUAUUGAGAACGUGUGAUAACAAUCAUCAUUCUUUAUAAAACAAUGCAAUCCGUUCCAACAGGAACCAUUGUUCUACAUUAAGUUGGUAUACAAGUCAUUAUCUUGGGUCUUUGGAAGCUCUUAUAAUGAAGAAAUCGUAGUACUCUAUAUUUGUUUAAUUUGAGUUAUCUAAUAUAUUUGGUUUGUUAAAAUGAUAGCAUAAUCAAAACUUAAUGUCUUUUGCCAAUUUGGUGUUUUUGAGUGUAUGUGUGUGGGUUAUGUACUCCAAGUAUAGCACAAAUACGUAAUUCAGUAACGCUUUUAUAUUGUAUAAUAUUUCUGAACACAAAUUGUCUUUGCGGUGAAACAGCUUUUGAUUAAAAGGGGAUAUUGCCUCUGUAUUGUCUGGAAAUCACCAAAACUUAAUCAGCAGCAAAUAUCUUUGAUUUGACUCGUCACAUUCAAAAUUUAGAAAAAGUCAAUGUUACGUUGCCAAUUUGAGAUUAUUUGGGUGUUUUAUUUAAAUCUUGUGCCUUAUUUUUUCCUGUCUGGUGUUGGUGUGCACAGACUUCCAUGUCAUUGUAUUGGUUGAAAGAAAUGUAAAUCUUAGUAAUGUUUGGCUACAAAGACCUGGUAUUAAUUUAACUGACAAAUGACUAACUUGAUACUACUAAUUUGAAAUGUGUUUUUAUCUUUGCUUUUGUCUUGCUUCUACCUCCACUUUACUAUAAGGGAAGGCGAGCUUUGUUGGCUUAAUAUUGUUUAACUUGAUGGUUCAUGUUAAGUUUUUGGAAAAGAAAGAAUUGGUUGCAAAAUGCUGAACAGCAUUAAAAUCAAAACUGGGUAA
Molecule: messenger RNA, 1969 nt
Organism: Periophthalmus magnuspinnatus
Lineage: Eukaryota; Metazoa; Chordata; Actinopteri; Gobiiformes; Gobiidae
Gene: sypl2b
Product: synaptophysin-like 2b
Exons: 6
Coding region: 133-864 (243 amino acids)
Cellular component (GO): synaptic vesicle membrane; synaptic vesicle
Source: RefSeq, a predicted model, not a curated record